AUGCCAAACGCCAAAAAGAAACGCCAAGCAAAGAAUGAAGACUUCAAGAAAAAGAAGCUCAAGGUUGGCAAGAAGAAGGCGUUGCCCGACAAUUAUACAGACACCACGUUCAGAUCAAAAAGCAUUGCACUUCCCAACCAAAGCAUUACCGAGGACAAGUCCCGAUUCGCUACGACGAGCCGCAACCUGACACUCAACGACGUCUUGUCUCAGUUGAAGCACUAUAAUGCUGGUGUACGAAAAGAUGCCAUCAGUGGUCUUGAAGAGCUUUAUCGUAGCCAUCCAACGCUGAUUACUGCUUCUCUUGGCCAAGUGGUGAAUGGUAUCCUGAAAUUAUUGAUCGAUGAUGAUCGUGAUGUUCGGAAAGCAUUGCUUGGAUUUUUGCAAGAGACAUUCCCUUCCAUCAAGAAAGCAGAUAUCCAGCCAUUCUUACCGCUACUUAUCAUCUACACGUGUUCAGCCAUGUCACACAUCUUUGAGGAUAUUCGAAAUGAUGCAGUCAAAUUGAUGGAUUUAUGGGUAUCGCUUGCACCUGAAGUGGUUGUGUCAAGGUUUUGGAAUCGAGUGGUGGGUAUCUACAUGAGCCUGCUUUCGGUGUCGUCGACCAAUGACCAUGCUGGUUCCAGUAUCGCUGGAGGAUCAAAAAUCACUAAUGCUGAAUCAGCAAAGGCAGCUGCCGCCAAAUCACAUUUGCAUUUACACAAGAGUAAACUGGGUCCAGUGGAAAGUUUAUCAAGAUUUUUACAAGCUGGAUUGGCACAAAGGGAUCAAGACAAAUUAUGGUUCCUGGAUGCAUUUUUGGAUCAUGUACAAGCAAAGGAAGGAUUCAGGAGGAAGAUAGAGCAAUUCAAGUCAUGUUCGACACAAAAUCUGGUUCGAUGGGAUACAAAGAAAACGACAACGUGCCAAAUCACGCAUCCCAAAUUGGUAUCCUAUGCUCCUUACUUGUCCAAUUCAGCUCUCCCCACUUUGAACCUUUUCGAAUCUGCUGGUCCCAAGAAUGCUAAUAACAAGGAAACUGACGAAGUCCUUGGCAUGGAUUCAAAUGAGGAUGGUAAAAUGAGGGUCAAGCUCCUCAUUGAGACUUUUCAACCGGUUUUAUUAAGCACGUGGCUGGAUGCUGCACCUACCGUAUUUGCAACGAGCAGUACCAUCACAUUGACACCAGCACUACAGCUUUUGAGUGCCGUCCUUCAUUUGACAUUGGUGCUAUGGCGAGCCUUAGUAAGCAGUGACGAGCUUCACUCGGUGGAUGAUGCCUGGAUUGAGAAACACUGCCAUCACUUGUUGAAACAUUUCGUGGUGUAUUUCCCCUAUGGUGCAGACGUUCUUGGUGAUGGUGGUCCCAAGGCCAAUGCGUUACUCCGACAAAUGAAUAUUGAAACAUGCGAGUUGACCUCGUUGUACAUGCUUGCCAAGUUAGCACGAGGAGGAAAAGAGAGCCUAGAUCAUUUGGAAUGGGUCGACAAGGUGGUGGAUCAUGUGCUAGGUCUUUUGGGUUAUGAGGAGGAAAGGACAUCGUCCAACUUUAAAGAAGAUGAUUUAUCUGCACUGCUACCCGCUGUAUGGGGCUUCUUGAAUGGUCUUGAUAGGAAAAACCAAUACACUAUGUUCAAGACAUUUAUGGAUUAUUAUCAACGCUGCCAUGCCCAUUCAGGGUUGAAACGAACGGCAUUGGAGUUUUUGAUUGGCACAUACCUGGUCCAAUCAAGUCCUAGUUAUAACGGCCGAUUUGUGCUUGAUGAUCGUUAUCGUACCCUUAUGAACAACUGGAUUUUCGGAUUACCAAAGACACUUUGGCAGCUAAAGACAAGCCAUCCUGAAACAAGUGCUGUUAUCGUUAACUUUUUGUGUGAAGCUGCCAAACGCAGUGAUCAAGAUAUCUUUGAGAAAAAGUCUCUCGAAGCAACUGAACUAGCCCUGGUACCCUUCUUUUACGUGAACAUUGCAAGCAAAGGAGAACUAUUUGGACCCUUUAUUGAUUUACCAAAGGAAACCCAACAACGUGCACUCGAGUUUGUCUAUUAUGUUGACAGUGGGUCGGCCAAGGUUGCCAAUGCCAUUGAAGCAUGUAAAAAGCGUAAGUGA
Messenger RNA from Lichtheimia ornata, 2088 nucleotides. RefSeq lists its product as uncharacterized. Gene Ontology annotation, biological process: rRNA processing. The transcript has 16 exons. Lineage: Eukaryota; Fungi; Mucoromycota; Mucoromycetes; Mucorales; Lichtheimiaceae. Gene Ontology annotation, cellular component: nucleus. Bases 1 to 2088 code for a protein of 695 amino acids. The record is from RefSeq and is a predicted model, not a curated record.